AUGCAUAUGGAUCACCUAGCUGCACUUGAUGGCGGGGCUUUCACUCUGCUCACUAUUCAAUGUAACCUCUUUGUUGGGACAGUGGCCCCAUUUGCCAUAAAUCGCCCAGAGCUUCACUCAAUCCUCCAGUCUGCUAUGAACUUCGAAGUCUCAGCACAAUUCAUGCUGACCGAAGUCAAUCAUGGAUUAGAUGCGCGAAAUAUACAGACAACGGCUACAAUUUUACCCAAUGGGGAUAUUGACCUGCACACCCCGUCUCCAAACGAUGCAAAAGUUAUGCCACCAACUACCCCAAGAGGUGGCAUUCCUGUAAUCGCCGUUGUAAUGGCUCGUCUUACAAACGAAGAAAAGGAUUGUGGGAUCCGACCAUUCCUUGUCCAAAUUGGAGAUGGAAAAGAGAUGUGCAAAGGUAUUAUAGCAAAAGUACUCCCUCCACGUACCGGUGCUCACCCAGUUGACCAUGCCCUAACGUACUUCAACCAUGUGCACUUGCCAAGAUCUGCCUUACUGGGUAGUCUAGAAUCAAGGAAAGAGGAGCGUGGAUUUUUCUUAUCGACAAUACAUCGAGUCGUAGUUGGAACCCUCGCUCUAUCCGGAGCUGCCAUUCCGGGCCUAAAGGUCGCAACCUUCAACGCAUAUCGCUUCAGCUGCAACAGAAUUCAUCUUCCUAUUCUCUACUCUGUGGCUCAAUAUAGCGUGCUGGAAUCAUUCUACAUCUCCUCGGUGGAAGCUUUUCGGGACAAGAGCAUCGAUUCACGAAUCCGUCAUGGCAUUGCUAUUGCCUUUAAAGCAGCAGCUCUAGCUCAUUUUGGAAAGAGUGUCAAGGCUAUGAAUGAGCGAUGUGGAUGGCAUGGGCAUUUUGAGAAUAAUCAAAUUCUUCAACUCGAGUUAGAAAUGCGUGGCGUGUCAACCGCAGAAGGCGAGAUACGGGUGCUUGCUAUCAAACUCGCAUCCGAGUUAUUGAUAGGUCGGUAUCAAAUGCCCCCGCCAAAGAAGCCAAGUAGUCCUAUUUCUCGCCAUGAAACCUCUCUAUUCUCUGAAGGGAAAGCUCUUCUCCUGCAAUCGGGCAAGGGAACUCAUCGGGGCGAACGGUUCAAUCGUGAUAUCCUACCACUUGCUCUUCCGUUGGUCGAAGCAAUCGGGCAUCGAAUGGCCUUUGAAGCCGCCCGGGAAGCCAAUAUUGAUUCAAAAUUGCUUGAUCUCUACGCGAUUGGUGUCAUAAAGGAGGACUCUGCCUGGUAUGCCGAACAAGGUGGACUGAGUAGAGAGAUCCAAAGAGAGAUGGAAACUCAGGCGGCAGAUGCCCUGUUCCCAGAUUUGGAAGACAUCAUGGAAGCUUCGGGACUGCAGGCUUAUAGUAAUGCUCCUAUGACAUCGAAGGGCUUGUGGAAUGAAUUUGUCGCUGGGUUGGAGACAUUCGAGGGGAAUGCUACGCCCCAUUUACUGUCCCGGCUUUAG
Molecule: messenger RNA, 1458 nt
Organism: Penicillium coprophilum
Lineage: Eukaryota; Fungi; Ascomycota; Eurotiomycetes; Eurotiales; Aspergillaceae
Product: putative acyl-CoA oxidase
Exons: 7
Coding region: 1-1458 (485 amino acids)
Biological process (GO): lipid homeostasis; fatty acid beta-oxidation using acyl-CoA oxidase
Cellular component (GO): peroxisome
Molecular function (GO): acyl-CoA oxidase activity; fatty acid binding; FAD binding
Source: RefSeq, a predicted model, not a curated record